UGCUACUCUGUAGGCUGUGUUAUCGUGUAGCUAACCAAUGAGAAACGCAGUCGACGGCCCAAUAAGAGAAGGGCUUUUACCUAGUGCGCUUCUGUAGUUUCGAAGCUUCGCACAAGUUACCUGAACAUGGACACGAUUUUUCACGAAAAACAGGAGGGCUCGUUAUGUGCCCAACACUGCCUGAACAACCUUCUACAAGGAGAGUAUUUCACGCCAAUUGAACUGUCAUCAAUUGCUCAUCAAUUGGAUGAGGAGGAGCGGAUGAGAAUGGCAGAGGGUGGUGUAGCCAGCGAAGAGUACAGAACUUUCUUGCAGCAACCCUCUGGCAAUAUGGAUGAUAGUGGGUUUUUUUCGAUUCAAGUAAUCAGUAAUGCUCUUGGAGUAUGGGGUUUGGAGCUGAUCCUCUUCAACAGCCGGGAAUACCAGCGAUUAAUGAUCGACCCAAUAAAUGAGAAGGCUUUCAUAUGCAACUACAAAGAACAUUGGUUCACAGUGCGAAAACUUGGACAGCAGUGGUUUAACCUGAAUUCACUGUUGACUGGACCAGAGCUGAUAUCGGACACAUACCUGGCUCUUUUCUUAGCACAGUUACAGCAAGAAGGAUAUUCUAUAUUUGUGAUCCGAGGAAAUUUGCCCGAAUGUGAGGCAGACAAAAUUUUGGGGAUUGUACGUGUAGAACAACAACAAAGACCUAAGCUGAUUGGUGAAGAUGAUGCCCAGACAAGUAGUGGCCAAAGAGCCACCUUGAAAGUCAAGGACCAUGGACUUGGAUUGGAGGAGAGGGUAUUGGAUUCAGAUGAAGAAGAAUUGAGGAAGGCCCUGGCCCUGAGUCGACAAGACAUGGAGGUGGAAGAUGAAGAGGCUGACCUCCGUAGAGCUAUCCAACUCAGCAUGCAAGGUGCAGCUCCUACACCCUCCACCAUACCCAAAGAUGGCAGUGUUCCUGUAACAUCAGGAGGCUCAUUGUCCACAGGGACUAUAGGUAGUCCCCAGGAGAACAACCUCAGCGCUGAGGAGUUACGCAGGAGACGACAAGCUUACUUUGACAGGCAUUCUCAGCUCCAGACACAAGUCACUGCAGCACAGCAACAGGACAGUAAACCCACAGCCAGCAACCACUGAUGGAGAAGACCAUGGAAAGUGGUGUUACAGUACAUAGAGUGUGGUCUAUGUGAGCUACGGAUCAGUCAACAGGUAUGUUGUACAGAAUUGUCUCCAUUAUUUCUCAUUAAAUGUGUGGUAAAUGUAGUGUUACUAGAUUAACUGUUUUGUUAGUUAGACUAUUGUCACCAUAUACAUCUACUGUCGUUCUAAUUUAUGUAACCUUCACUUGGUAUGUUAUUGUAGGAAGUUGCAACAAGCAUAUGACAAUGUGGCUAACUGUGCGUUCAGACCAAGAGCGACUUGAGCUUCCAAAAUCGCUCUGGACGCCCUGUCAAGGACGCCGUGGGAAGCUUGGAUGCUUUGGCCGCUCUGACGUAGUAGCAUUCCAUGUUCGUUGCUGGUCGUUUGGUCGCUGAACCGCAUCAUAGCUCAUUACCAUAAAGUUAAACCACGUUCAACUUUCUCUAGUCGCUCAAGACGCCCAAAACGUGACGCCGACGGAUUGGUCGCUGCUGGCAGCUGAGAGAAGCCGGCUUCCAUUAAAAAUGAAUGACUUCCGGAAUCUUUGGAAGCUCAAGUCGCCCGCGGUGUGAACGCACAGUAACGUUAAAGCAGAUUUCCAGCCAAUUUUAACAUGGCACUCAGCUAAUCAUGUUCAUGGAAUACUGUCGAUCGGAAAAAAUUUGAAAAACAUGCUGUCGGUGCUGUCUGAUGCGUGUGUAACAGAUGUAAACCGUUUCAGACCAGUUGAAUGGACCGGAAUGAAGUGCACACACACAGAAGGAUGCGGUAUCUGCAACUCUGUUUACUGGACACAGAAUGGGGCAGUUUAGAAUGCGCACAAGCAGGAAUCUCCCAUUCCCCUUUAAAGCAUCCACUUUGCAACUCAUAAUAACUAUGGAUAAUAAGUUAUACAUAUGAUAAUAAUUAGAUAUAAAUGACAAUAAUACAUAAUACAAAUAAUACAAUACAAAAGACAAAUCACAACCUCAUAUACAAUUAGGGCUGUCAACAAAUAUUCUAGAUUCGAAUUUAUAUUCUAAUAGUUUUAAAAAGCAGACAUUCAAUUAUGAAAACUAGAAAAGCACUCCGAGAGCGCAGACCUCCGCCAAGCGCCUUAGUUCCCCCCACAUUUGUGGUUUGCACCAAAAAUAAUAAACAGUUUUAUGCUAUUACAUUUCUUGAAGCCGUUAUAGAGAUGUAAUGCGCAAAGCAUGAGAUAUGGCUGUGACUUUUAUUUUGACACACAGGAAACACUUCAACAGGAUGUGUAGUUCAGGGAGAGCCAGAUUGUAUGCUUAGAAGCUGAGACCAUUGGAUUCACAUGUGUUCUGAUUAGCCUGGGAACUACUCUGGGAGCUUAACGAGCGCAGCUGACUAGGCCAUUUUGACAUCACAACCUCCAUUCAAGUCUAUGGGGGAAGAUAUAACAGCCAUAUUACGCAAUGUUAAUAAAGAAUCCUUAAAUUAAAAAGAAUCCUCUAUCCAUAUCACUCCCAAAUUGAAUGGUGUUUUCCUUGGGUCAUUUCAGACCUUCCCUGAAAAUUUCAUCGAAAUCCAAUCAUUGCCUUUUGAGUUAUCUUGCUAACAAACAGACAGACAAACAGACAGACAGACAAACGCCGGUCCCCUAUGAAAACAUAACCUCCUUGGCGGAGGUAUUUAAGAGUCAUUGCACGAGAAAACCAGGCAAAACCAACAGGAGGUAGGAAGAUGGGGGUCGGCCAAAUCGGCUCAUACUUUGUAUGUGAUAAGUAUGUGGAACUAUGAACAGCCAUAUACUUAAAACCCUCGAAGUCUUUUUUGUUGUGGAGUUCUGGGGCCCCUCUCAGAGAACCUCAAAAAUCCAACAAUUCAUGGCUGAAAAUGACUGAAAUUGCCAUUUCUACCCUGAUUAUCCUGAUAAAGAUAUGAACAUGAGCUUUAUGUUUCCAUAGAGCUUAGGUAGAAUAGUUUUAAAGACCAAAAGGUGCACUAGGGGGUUAUCUGCACCACUGAAAGCAGAAUUUUCAUCCCUCUAAAAUUGGUAAUUUUUAGGAGGCAUUAUCUCACAUUCGCAGUGGCUUUGG
This is a messenger RNA of Sardina pilchardus (European sardine), 3173 nucleotides long. It is a transcript of the gene atxn3, whose product is annotated as ataxin 3. Lineage: Eukaryota; Metazoa; Chordata; Actinopteri; Clupeiformes; Clupeidae. The coding region runs from base 127 to 1122 and encodes 331 amino acids. The record is from RefSeq and is a predicted model, not a curated record. Gene Ontology annotation, biological process: protein deubiquitination. Gene Ontology annotation, molecular function: cysteine-type deubiquitinase activity. Gene Ontology annotation, cellular component: nucleus. The transcript is spliced from 11 exons.